Messenger RNA from Hemicordylus capensis (graceful crag lizard), 3044 nucleotides. RefSeq names its product transforming growth factor beta 3 (gene TGFB3). Gene Ontology annotation, molecular function: type II transforming growth factor beta receptor binding; growth factor activity; cytokine activity. Gene Ontology annotation, biological process: regulation of cell population proliferation; transforming growth factor beta receptor signaling pathway; SMAD protein signal transduction. Gene Ontology annotation, cellular component: extracellular region. The record is from RefSeq and is a predicted model, not a curated record. The transcript has 7 exons. NCBI's taxonomy places the organism in Eukaryota, Metazoa, Chordata, Lepidosauria, Squamata, Cordylidae. Bases 817 to 2049 code for a protein of 410 amino acids.
AGGGAGGUAUAAAAUUUCAAGCGAGAGGAGCAGAGAGAGGCAGUGUGUGUUGUGAAGGGGAGCGAAGGAGCAGGGAAGAGAAAGCAAAGGGGACGCGGCGGCGGCGGCAGCAUUAGCAGCAGGGAUCCAAGGCGAGCUUGGGGGCCGUGGCGAGGGGAAGAGGGCCAAACGGCGGAAAAGAGCCGCAUCGCACUUGGAGCUGUGAGUCGACGGCCCAAGAAAGGGAGCCGCGCGAAAGGACGACCCUCGACAGCAGCCCAGCCAGGACCAGGCGGCUCCGUCAGUCUUCCGCAGCUGCGCUCAAUCCCGAGGCGCAGCUAAUGAGGCGGGUCCGCCUCGCUUCUGCUCCCGAGGGAACGGCGGCAACUCAGUAAGAGGCAUGAAUGGGGCGCGCUACAGGCAGCCGCAACUGCGCUCCGGGGCUCGCCUGACACGUGCGCUCCAGACUGCGCCUCCAGGGCGCCCGGCUCUGCAGCUGCCCUGCGCGGCCUAAUUAAGCGCCAGCAGGUAGUGCUAGCCUCUGCGACUGCAGCUCGCGUCGCUGCCGCCUCGCUUUGCCCUGGGCGGACGCCUUCGGACUCAUGGAAAGGAACCCCCACGGGGCGAGGCGCCGAUCCGCUUCCUCCUCCUCCUGCCGCCGCCGCCGCCGCUCUCUAGAAAACCCGACGCGCUUCUAGAGCCAGGGAGUCUCUUCAUGCACCUUCUUGCCAAGCGCCAGCCUGCAGGAUCUGCCUGGUCUCCGGCGCCUCUCUGCGUGCGCGCUUCCCCGGGGAGGUGUCCCGCCUCCUCUCUCCCUCCACCGCACCGCGCAGGAAGAUGCACUUGCACAGGGCUCUGCUGCUCCUCUGCCUCCUGAGCUUGGCCACUGUCAGCCUGUCGCUCUCCUCCUGCACGCCGCUGGACCUGGAGCACAUCCGGAAGAAGAGGGUGGAGGCCAUCCGGGGUCAGAUCCUGAGCAAGCUGCGCCUCACCAGCCCCCCGGAGACUGUGGGCCCGAGCCACGUGCCCUUCCAGAUCCUGGCACUGUAUAACAGCACCCGGGAGCUCCUCGAGGAGAAAGAAGAGGAGAAGGAAGAGAGCUGCUCCCAGGACAACACCGAGUCGGAGUACUACGCCAAAGAGGUCCACAAGUUUGACAUGAUCCAGGGCUUCCCGGAACACAAUGAACUGACCUUCUGCCCCAAAGGUGUUACUUCCAACAUGUUCCGCUUCAACGUGUCAUCGGCAGAAAAGAACAGCACAAAUCUCUUCCGGGCUGAGUUUCGGGUCCUGAGAGUGCCGAACCCCAGCUCCAAACGCACUGAGCAGCGUAUCGAGCUCUUCCAGAUCCUGAAGCCCGAUGAGCACAUUGCAAAACAGCGCUACCUCAGUGGCCGGAAUGUGAUGACACGGGGCUCUCAGGAGUGGCUGUCCUUUGAUGUCACAGAGACUGUGCGAGAAUGGCUCUUGCAUAGAGAGUCUAACCUGGGACUGGAGAUCAGCAUCCAUUGUCCAUGUAACACUUUCCAGUCCAAUGGUGAUAUUCUGGAGAACCUGCAUGAAGUUCUGGAGAUCAAGUUCAAAGGUAUUGACAGCGAAGAUAGCCACGGGCGUGGGGACUUGGGGAGCCUGAAGAAGCAGAAGGACCUUCACCAUCCUCACUUGAUUUUGAUGAUGCUGCCUCCACAUCGACUUGGGAGUCCAACCCUAAGAAGCCAGAGGAAGAAACGAGGACUGGACACCAAUUACUGCUUUCGGAACCUGGAAGAGAACUGCUGUGUGCGCCGCCUCUACAUUGACUUUCGACAAGACUUGGGCUGGAAGUGGGUCCAUGAGCCCAAGGGGUACUUUGCCAACUUUUGCUCUGGACCUUGCCCAUAUCUCCGCAGCGCAGACACGACUCACAGCACGGUGCUUGGCCUGUACAAUACGCUGAAUCCCGAAGCAUCUGCUUCCCCCUGUUGUGUGCCUCAGGAUCUGGAGCCUCUCACAAUCCUGUACUAUGUUGGACGGACCCCCAAAGUGGAGCAGCUCUCCAAUAUGGUGGUGAAAUCCUGUAAGUGCAGCUGAAAGGGACUCGGUGCCACCCAGAGCUGAGAAGUUGAAAUGACCAACCCUCUGUCCACAGAGCAAAAGAACCCACACAUGUACUUGGGGCAGGCCAUUGUGGUCUGGCCCUUCAUCCCGGGCAUCUCCAAGAUAGGGCUGAGAGAGACUCCUGCCUGCAACCUUGGAGAAGCUGCUGCUGGUCUGUGUAGACAAUACUGAGUUAGAUGGACCAAUGGUCUGACUUGGUAGAAGGCAGCUUCCUAUGUUCCUAUACUACAAUCCAGGGCAAACUACGCACUUGGAAGACUAUUUUUAAAUGCCUGCCUGGCUUUGUCACCUCUCCUCUAGGAGUUACAUUGCCAGCUUGGAAGUUUGACGAAGUGGACACAAAUACCGAACAGACAUUUAGUGGUGCCAACCGAGAGAAAGAACCACCAAAUGGGGAGAGCUUCACCCAAGGAGGCAAACAUUAGCAGAGCUGUAGACAGACAGAGGGAAUGGAGAAAGACUUCUUGUCCUACUACUAGGAACUCAGCCUUGUCUAUAGGACGAGGAUUUUCUUAUGAAGAAGCAACAUUUUGGGGUGGGGGGACGACCAGACUGGUGUAACGAAGAAGGAAACGCUCCCAGAGAUUCAGCCCAUCUCUCUUUGUUUCUGUAGAGUUGGCAUCCAUCCACUGGGGACCCUAUCACAUUUGUGCCAUAAUGGAAGAACUCAUUCUGUAGACAGUGGGUGCAAGAAUCUGUCCACUCUGCUAGGAAUGGUCCCUGUUGGCUUCAUCCCCACAAAGGCAAGCUCUUCUACAGUUUCUCCCUCCUCCUGGAGCCUCUGCUAUAUGACUUCUGGGUCAAGAGUGGGCAGCCUUGCUGCUGUGCACCAACCCAGGCAGUAAUCUUCAAAGGAUCCUGUAUUUGCUGUGGUGGGUGAGGGUAUUAUAAGCAAAUCUGCACAUCUCUUGCACAAGGACCUGGCCCAGGCCACACCUGCCAAGGUUUAUUAAAGUAUUAAUCUCAAA